AUGGCGGCGGAGUGGGAUCAACCCCUGGCCCUCGGCGACGAUCGAACUCCUGACACCAAAGAGCCUCCCGACGCGCAUAAAUCUCCCUCGAAACAUUUACUCCUGAUCUCGCAGCAAACGUUCGCAGUGACGCUGGCCCUCGUCGUGGCGGCCGUUUCGGCGAGGCCGGAGCCACCGGUGAGCCAGUACUUGCCACCCAACCAGCAAUACCCACCACCGGCACCCAAUCCGCAAUACGGACCACCGCAACCAGGAGGCUCCACGGGCGGGCGCGGCCCCUUUGGUCAGAGCCCUCUGGCUCCGUCCGGACCCGGUGGACAGGGAUUCAAUAAGUACCUGCCACCCAACCAGCAAUACGGCCCACCCUCCCAGCAAUACGGUCCACCUGGCACCGGAGGCGGAAAAUACGACGGCGACUCCAGUAACGUACCUGCCAAGUACGAAUUCGAGUACACGGUGAAGGAUGUCGAGUCUGGAAAUGAUUUCGGACAUAAGGAGAGUCGAGAGGGAGAUUUCGCGAAGGGUGUCUACUACGUGCUGCUUCCCGAUGGUCGCAGACAGACGGUGGAAUACGAGGCCGACCAGGAUGGGUACAGGCCGAAGGUUACGUACACCCAGGAGGGUCCCGGAGUCGGAAACGGGAAUGCUGGUGGUUAUCCCAGCGGAGGCAGUGGCUACCGUUACUAGGAUUUGGUAACGGCUAGGAUACUUCUCUCUCAUACUUGCAAUCGUGAGCCGACAUUCCCACUGAAGAUCUCCGUUUCACGCUUUCACUCAUUUAGGAUUGCGUCGGAUAGGAACCGGGUUACUUAAUGAAAAUCUCUAGGUUUCCGUGACUCGUGCCAUUGCCCAUGACACAAAGUGCGCUCCACGGUGACCAAGGGAACUGCCGAGCCGACGUUAACGACCAUCGCCAUUAUCGCUCGGAUGCCCCAGCCUCCCUUGUGCCCCGAGUAUCCGCACACGAGGUUUAGGGAAAACGCACGUCGCGAUCAAAGGUUACGACUAAACUUUCUACCGUCCGCUCUGUAACAUAGCUCAUUACGCUCAUAUACGUGUGAUUAAAAUAUAAUAUAUUGUACCGCGCCGCUCCAUAUUAUACAUAUAUAAUAUAUUGCACCUGCGCCACGCGCAACACGAGCAUGACUGACGCGUCACCUGA
Orussus abietinus is the source of this 1162-nucleotide messenger RNA. Its product is annotated as pro-resilin-like. NCBI's taxonomy places the organism in Eukaryota, Metazoa, Arthropoda, Insecta, Hymenoptera, Orussidae. The coding region runs from base 1 to 687 and encodes 228 amino acids. The record is from RefSeq and is a predicted model, not a curated record. The transcript has 3 exons. Gene Ontology annotation, cellular component: extracellular matrix.